Molecule: messenger RNA, 2001 nt
Organism: Pollicipes pollicipes
Lineage: Eukaryota; Metazoa; Arthropoda; Thecostraca; Pollicipedomorpha; Pollicipedidae
Product: 5-aminolevulinate synthase, erythroid-specific, mitochondrial
Exons: 13
Coding region: 62-1723 (553 amino acids)
Biological process (GO): heme biosynthetic process; hemoglobin biosynthetic process; erythrocyte development
Cellular component (GO): mitochondrion
Molecular function (GO): pyridoxal phosphate binding; 5-aminolevulinate synthase activity
Source: RefSeq, a predicted model, not a curated record
UCACGCCUCAGUGAAAGUCGGACGGCCGGCCCAGCCCGCUACGGACAGCCCAGGGGUCACCAUGCUGAUCGGCGCCACCAAACAGCUGAUGAUGACGUCCCGGUGUCCGUUCCUGCGGAUGUUCCCGGCCCAGUACCUGCAGACGUAUGGUGGCCGACUGGCCUCGCAGUACGGCGCCAGCUGCCCGAUCAUCUCCCGCCAGCUGGGCACGGCCGCUACCGGGCCAGGUCCGGCGAGCAAGUGUCCCUUCCUGCACGACAAGAAGUCGGCGGGGAUCGUGAAGGAGACGACGGUGGACGCCUUCAGCGAUACCAUCUCCGUCACCGAGCCCCCGGGCCGUGCCGCCGAACUGUGCCGAGGUUCGACGCCAGCGGGGUGUCGAGCGUUUGAUUACGAGGGAUUCUUCCGUGACCAGAUCCGUAAGAAAAAGGAAGACCACUCGUACCGGAUCUUCAAGAAGGUGCUGCGCAGCGCGGACCAGUUCCCGGCGGCAGCGGAGUUCUCCCAGGGCAGGCGGGAUGUCACUGUCUGGUGCAGUAACGACUACCUGGGCAUGUCCCGUCACCCGACCGUCAUUGGAGCUGUCAGCCGCGCCCUGCUAGAGCACGGCGCUGGCGCCGGCGGCACGCGCAACAUCUCCGGCAACACGCUCUUCCACGAGGAGCUGGAGCGGGAGCUGGCCGACCUGUACCAGAAGACCGGAGCGCUGCUGUUCACGUCCUGCUACGUGGCCAACGACACCACCCUGUUCACGCUGGCACGCUCGCUGCCCGGUUGUCAGAUCCUCUCGGACGCCGGCAACCACGCCUCGAUGAUCCAGGGCAUCCGCAACUCUGGCGUCGACAAGUUCAUCUUCCGGCACAACAGCCCCGAGCACCUGGAGGAGGUGCUGUCCGGCCUCGACCCGGCCCGGCCCAAGAUCGUCGCCUUCGAGACGGUGCACUCGAUGACCGGCGCCGUCUGCCCGCUGGAGACGCUCUGCGAUGUGGCUCACAAGUACGGGGCUCUGACCUUUGUGGACGAGGUGCACGCCGUGGGCCUCUACGGAGAGAACGGAGCUGGAAUCGGAGAACGGGACCAAGUUCUAGACAAAAUGGACAUAAUUUCUGGAACGCUAGGCAAGGCUUACGGCAACGUGGGCGGCUUCAUCGCCGCCUCCGCGUCGCUGGUGGACGUGGUGCGCAGCUACGGCAGCGGCUUCAUCUUCACCACCUCGCUGCCGCCGACGGUGUGCGCCGGCGCGCUGGCCGCCAUCCGCGUGCUGCGCACCGAUGAGGGCCGCCAGCUGCGCGCCACGCACCAGGAGAACGUGCGCCAGCUGCGCGACACGCUGACGGCCGCCGGCAUACCGGCGGAGCACUGCCCGAGCCACAUCAUCCCGGUGCACGUGGGCAACCCGGUCACCUCGUCCCGGAUCUCCGACCGGCUGCUGGCCGAGCGCGGUCACUACGUCCAGGCAAUCAACUACCCGACGGUGCCGCGGGGUCAGGAGAAGCUGCGUAUUGCGCCCACCCCUCACCACACGCCGGACAUGAUCGACCGCUUCGCCGCCGACCUGGUCGACAUCUGGCUGCAGGAGGGACUCAAGCUCAACAACAACGCCUGCCUCAAGGAGUGCCUGUACUGCCACCAGCCGCUGGAGUUCGAGCGCGCCGGCUGCCGGGUGCGGGCCGCACCCGCCUGUCAGGAGCCGCACUGCCCGCAGAUGGCCGCCGCCCAGUGACCGGCCGGGCCAGGCUGGCCGCGCGGCCACGGUCGGCCGCCGGCGCCGCGGCGACGUCGGCCCACCCGGCGGCCGCCGCGCGCAGUGUCGUGACGCAGAGGAGGGUGUGGAGGAGGGCUGGGUGUCGGCUGCAGCUGGUAAUGGUGGCGCAUAAGGGCGGCAGAGUGGUUCUGGGAUGGGAGUCUUAGUCAUGGAAGUCUUAGUUGGGAGCGGAGUGCCGAGGAGAUAUUGAAUGGUGUUAGUCACGCGCUGGUGAACGAAAAUAAAUGGCUACAAAC